This is a messenger RNA of Alligator mississippiensis (American alligator), 6065 nucleotides long. RefSeq names its product RecQ like helicase (gene RECQL). The record is from RefSeq and is a predicted model, not a curated record. The transcript has 16 exons. Lineage: Eukaryota; Metazoa; Chordata; Crocodylia; Alligatoridae. The coding region runs from base 292 to 2274 and encodes 660 amino acids. Gene Ontology annotation, molecular function: 3'-5' DNA helicase activity; nucleic acid binding; four-way junction helicase activity. Gene Ontology annotation, cellular component: chromosome; cytoplasm. Gene Ontology annotation, biological process: double-strand break repair via homologous recombination.
GCUCCCUUUCCAGCUGGGCUACGGGGGCCCGGCUGGGCCACGCUUAAGAGAGCGCGGCUUCUGAUUGGUUAGGAAAGAGGCUGCCGAGCUCCGCUGCCGGCUGCGGAGGGAGUAUGUCUACUGAGCACAUCUUGACCAGUAUUUAAAAGAAAGGGAAGCAUUUCCAUUGAUAUCUGCAGCAGCUGACACAGGACCUUAGCUUGGAAGUCUGGAAAACCUUAUUCUUGGAUACAGUCCCUUCCUUAGACAAUAUUCGUUAUUUAAGAAUUAUUUUUUUUUCCAUCUUUUAAGAUGACAGCUCUUCCAGUGUUAGAGGAAGAGCUGGUUUCCAUUGAUGAAGAACUGCAGGUGCUAGAAAUCCAGAUUGAGGAACUACUGGAAAGACAACAGGAGCUUAUUAAUAAAAAGACAGUGUUAAAGAGAAAAAUAAAACAGUUUUCAGAUGAUUCAGAAGCUGGGGGAAGCCAAACAAAUGAUUCUGCUAAGUCUUGGGACAAACAAGAUUUUCCAUGGUCUGAGAAUGUCACAGCUGCACUACAAAAGACCUUUAGACUCCAGAAAUUUAGGUCUCUACAACUUGAAACAAUAAACGUUACAAUGGCAGGGAAGGAUAUAUUUCUUGUCAUGCCUACAGGUGGCGGAAAGAGUCUGUGCUACCAGUUGCCAGCAGUGUGUUCUGAUGGUUUCACACUUGUGAUCUGUCCUUUGAUCUCACUCAUGGAAGAUCAACUAAUGGUUUUACAGCAGCUGGGAAUAUCGGCAUCUUCAUUGAAUGCUUCAAGUAGCAAGGAACAUGUGAAGUGGGUUCAUGCUGAAAUGUUGGAUAAGAACUCCAACCUCAAACUCAUUUACAUGACUCCAGAGAAAAUUGCAAAAAGUAAAAUGUUUAUGUCGAAAUUGGAGAAAGCUUAUCAAGCAGGAAGACUUGCUCGUAUUGCUGUGGAUGAGGUUCAUUGUUGUAGUCAGUGGGGACAUGACUUCAGACCUGAUUACAAGUCACUUGGUAUCUUAAAACGACAAUUUCCCAAAGCUCCAUUAAUUGGAUUGACAGCAACUGCAACAAGUCAUGUUUUAAAGGAUGCCCAGAAAAUUUUGUGUGUUCAGAAAUGCAUCACAUUUACUGCGUCUUUCAACCGGCCUAAUCUUUUCUAUGAAGUUCGGCAAAAGCCUUCAAAUGCUGAGGACUUCAUGGAAGAGAUUGUUAGGAUCAUCCAUGGAAGAUACAAAGGGCUCUCAGGAAUUAUCUACUGCUUCUCCCAGAAGGACUCAGAGCAGGUUACCUUUAGCUUGCAGAAGUUGGGAAUUAAAGCAGGAGCUUACCAUGCAAAUAUGGAUGUUAAGGAUAAGACCUCAAUUCACAGGCAAUGGGCAGCCAAUAAAAUCCAGGUGGUAGUGGCAACCGUUGCAUUUGGUAUGGGAAUUGAUAAAUCUGAUGUGAGGUUUGUAAUUCACCAUUCGAUGAGCAAAUCUAUGGAAAACUACUAUCAAGAGAGCGGGCGUGCAGGUCGUGAUGACCAGAAAGCUGACUGCAUUUUAUAUUAUGGUUUUGGAGAUAUCUUCAGAAUCAGCACAAUGGUUGUGAUGGAGAAUGUAGGGCAACAGAAACUCUAUGAUAUGGUAUCUUACUGCCACGAUGCAAGUGGGUGUCGCCGGGUACUGAUAGCUCAUCAUUUUGAUGAAGUGUGGGAUUCUGCAAACUGCAACAAAAUGUGUGAUAACUGCUGUAGAGAGAAAUCAUUUGAGAAAAUGGAUGUAACUGGAUGCUGCAGGGAUCUAAUUAAGAUAUUGGAGCAAGCGGAUAACAUGAGGGAAAAACUCACCCCACUGAAGUUAAUUGAUGCUUGGCUGGGGAAGGGUUUGUCCAAGUUACGAGUUGCUGAUGUUGUUUCCCCAAAGUUCCCUCGUGAUGAACUGGAGAGGAUUGUUGCUCAUUUAAUACUGCAGCAGUAUCUGAAGGAGGAUUUCAGUUUCACAGCUUUUGCUACAAUAUCCUACUUGAAGAUAGGACCAAAAGCUAACCUGCUGAAAAAUGAAGCACAUGUCAUUACCAUGCAAGGGAGACUAGACGGGAAAAGUGCAAUCAAGCUCAAAUCUCCUCAGCCUUCUUUCUCUGAAGGGACUGGUGGAAAAGCACGUAACACUUCAGGGACUGUCCAAAACUCAGCUGCAAAGAAGGCAAAGGAGCAUAAAUGGUCUCGCGAUGAGAGCGACUUAAAAGCAAAGAAGCUUAAACUUGAGAAGGAUGACAAUGACCAGAUAGUGGUUCUUGAUUGAGUUUUAGAAAGAAAAGUACAUCUAGCACCCUGUCAUACUUGCUUCUCUGUGGAAAACCCAGUGCAUAAGUAUAAGUUGUAUUUUAGUUACUGUAUUAUUUAAAAUCCAAAUGUUAUGUAUUAUUCUGCCGAAAUGUCUGGAAAACAAAUAUGUCCAAUUCCUGGCUGUCUUCUCCCCCCCCAAAACUGACAAAAAUAUCUAGUAUCACAGUGGUAAGUAGCUAAAGGGGGGAAAAACACAAAAGCUUUAUAUCAAAGAACAUGAGCAAGCAAACUACUGUGCAGUUAGAAUAGAGUGGAAAUCACUGUCACCAGUAAUAGCCUGUAUGCAUGCUCUUGCCUUGCUGGAAUUGAGAGCUGACAAAAGGCAACUUGCCAUUCUUCUUUUUGUGGUGGAUUGAGAGCAGGCAUAAGGUUAUCAUAGAAUAGCUGAUGCACUAUAACUCUCUUGUCUUCCAGUAGCUUGUUCAUGUGGCCAUGCUCAAAGUAAUAUGUAUCUGGUGAUAUGAAGGUAGUAACUGAAGUGCAAGUCCUUUUGUUUUUGUUGCCGCCUUUGCCAUCUUUAUUUUACACGAGAUAUGAUGGUAUAAGAUACUUUUGUAUUAGAUGCACUUACAACUUCCAUAUAGACAAAAGACAUCUUUAUUACACUGCUUCUCAUGAUAGGAAAAUUUAAAUUAGACCAUUUGUUCACAUACGAGAAUGGAAAAUGCUCAUCUUAAUUUAACUCUUGGAGACUGAUGCCAGAUCUUAAACUUUCCAACUGAAAUAAAAAACCAAAGGAAUUUAAGGGUAGGAUUUUCAAGAGCAUCCAACAGGAUUAAGUACUACAUUCCAAUAAAAAAGUAACAUUUCUUGGUAUUUGAACAGAUUUCUUUUGGGUUAGUUUUGCAUUACAUUAUUUGGGGAUUGUACACAUAGUUGUUUUGCUAAUUAAAUAAAAACAAAUUUUACACUCAGACCGUAGAAAAAGUUUGUUGCAUUUGAGACUGGCUCUACUCUAGUCCAUUUUAAAGUCAGUGGGAGGUCUGCCAUUUUCUGAGGGAUGAUCACAUCCCUCUGCUCCAGUCUGUGCUGGGGUAGACUGUGGCAGCAUUCUCCAAUGAUCUGCUGGAGCAUGUGCUCCAUAGCAUGUGGAGCAGUGGUAGAAAUGUUACUUUUUAUCCUUAUACCAAGAUUCAUAAGUGCUUCAGGCUUAGAAUAUAGCCUCUAUAUAGACUUGGAAUCUGUUUUGUAAGAUCAGUGCUUUUUGUGAGAAGUGUAUCUAUUCAUUUAAGAAUAUCUACUUUUUAUGCAAAGAAAACAGAAACUGAACAAGCCCUAUUUCUAACACUGAUCUAUCUGCUUAGAUCAGCAUUUCUCAACCCAUGGGUCACGACCCAAAGUGGGUUGCAAGAAAGGGUCAUGAACAAACUUUAAAAAUGGAUUAUCCUUUUAAAGAAGGAAAACAGGGGAAGCUGUGGGUUUUACCUUGCAGGCUGGCAGAGUUCCAGCCUGCAAGGGACUGCUUGGGGGGGCCCCAUGAUGUACACAUAUCACCCUUGUCCCACACACCCAUCCUCUGCCCCACACACUGGGGACCUGGGGGUGGGUGGCAGCUGCUCAAGAGUGAGGGGCACUGGGUUGGGACUGGCCAUUGGUGUUUACAGAUGGGUCCUGGUACAAAAAGCUUGAGAACCACUUGCUUAGAUGAUCAUGGGAUUAAGCCAAGAGGGAAGCAAGACAUCUUUAUUGGUUUAUCUGUAGUGAAAAAGGAAAUAAAUCAAGUGUUGAGCAGACAGAGAACAUGCCUCAAAAUAUAGAGCUAGACCCUGGACUGGUGUAUGUUGGUCUAGACUCACUAAUGUCAAAGAGUGUUAUGGUGAUUUUGCACUAAUUGACAGUUGGGCUCCUGAUUUCAAAUUUCAGCAUGGGAGCAAAGUAAAGACAGACUAUUAAAAUACUGGUGCCAGCUGGCCUUUUCUGGAAUCUGCAACAUGUUGUUCAGCUUCAACUGUGACUAUUUUGUGACAUUUAAAAAUAAUUCUAAGAAAAAUUCCAGGUGCUCAACUCUCACUGCGUGCUGUCCUUUAUGCCUCUUGCAGCCCCUUUACUAACCUCAUUUUUUCUCUCCAUUUAGUACCCAAAUGAUUGACCAUGUAAGAUAACUCAAUGGCUCUUUGAUAACAGCCAGGAUUAGCAGGAAGCUGCGUGCAUUAGACAGAGAGAAAAUGUUUAAAUGUGUAAUAACGUAUAACACACACAUCCCAGUCUCCACUCACCGAACUGCAGUUAACAGCAUGGGGUUUGUUGGUAGGGUGUUCAUGUGUUCUCACUGGCCAGUGCAGGCUUUAGAAAGCUAUUAUUAGGAAAGUGGUAUCCCUGACUAUUGUGCCUGUGGUUAAAUACACAAAGUUUUAUACUUGCUGGUUUCUUUUUUUCAAUGAGUUCUUGCAUGUAUUUUUAAGUUUGUUAUAUAUGUAUCUAGAUGGACCCAGACACGUACACCUUGAAUUUUGAUGAAGUUGCUAUCUGGAUUGUACCUUGUUCCAUGUAAACUGGGAUUUUACAUUUUGCUAGUUAAGUUGUGUCCUGGUAGCAAUCUGUACUUCAGGUACUUAAAGUAAUAUGUAUUGAAAUUAAAAAAAUGAAGAUAAAACCAUUGGUCAGUAAAAUUUGCAUAUGCUGAGUGUAAUACCUCCGUGGGACGGUAGAAUGAAACACCAGGAAUUCUUAGGUAUUUUAGAUUAUUGGCAAUUACUUCUCCAGAAGAUACAGGAUUGUAUUUAAUGUGCUGAUUAUUCUUUGUGGCACAAAACUUGUUAGUGUGUAAAGUAUAAUUAAGAUGAGGAAGAAAUGUUGAAAUAUGACAAUGUGCAGGAAAAUGAGGGCAUGACAACAAAUGGUUUAUAUGCACAUUAUGAAAGUGGUAGUAAUUUGGUAAAUUAUGAAACAUAAUUUAAUGUGGUUAUUUUGGCAUUACUACUGAAAAGAUGUCAUAGACUUGGCCUUGGCAUGGAUUUUGGGAAGUAAUUUUCAUCAUAAUUUCAAGUAAAGCUUGAUUCUAAAAGUUUGGAAUUUUGUAUGUAAAAGUAUUUCUAGUAAAACAAACCAAAGGACUUCAGUUUGAUGGGUAGAAGACAGUAGGUACACUGGAGUAGACAACUUCAGAAGAAGGGUAGAAGAUAAAUGAAUAUCUAACAAAUUGUCCUUGAUGGAUUUGGAGAAACAAUUUGCUAUUUAAAAAAAGUAGUCAGCUGUGAGCAUACCCCCUAUCCUCUGUUUUAGUUUUGCUUUGCUAUAAAUCCAUCCUGGUAGGCUUUUUACGUUUUGCAAACUUGUAGAAAUUCUGUAUUUAGUAGUUUCAAUGCUGUAUUUAAGGCAUGUUAUAUGUGGCAAUAUGUCCUUGGAUUAACUGUUUAUCUGAAAAACAACAAGAACAAAAAUUGCCACAUCUUCUGUCAUAGCUCUGGACCAUCGAGACCAGUUCCCACCAUUCCAGUCCUACAAAUCUCGGUGGAAUAUCACUGUAAUAUAUUCCAAAUCACAUAGGACCAAAUGUGGACCAUGUAAAUUUAAAGCGAGCACCGUCCACCUUUUCAUUGCAACUCUACGGUGGUGACAACCGGUAGACUUAUCGUUGGCAGGCAUACAAUUUAGUUUUUAAGGCUCAAGACCCAUGUACCAACUAUGGCCUGUAGGCACCCUCUCUUUGCCCUUGUAUAAAAAUAUUAUGCAAAGUACACAAGUGACUGUCUGGACUUACUGCACUUUUUAUUACUGAAUUAAAAACUGCAUUCCUUUGGAAGGUUA